AUGAUCAAGAGAAACUUGGCAAAGAUUAAGCACGCAAUGGGAUUUAAAAUAUCACAUUCCAACAAUCAGAAGAAAGUGAAGCCUUUCUAUGGUCCAGUGAAUGAUGAUGAUGGAACCGAUGGCUCUUUGACGUUAAUCAGCCCACCUGAUGAUGCGGGCUAUGCUUCAUGGCUGAUUCAACACCCUUCCGCAUUGAACGCAUUCGAUUCCAUAACGAAGGAAGCCAAGUGGAAAAAGGUUGUCGUGUUUUUGGACUACGACGGCACUUUGUCGCCCAUCGUUGAAGACCCCGACAAGGCCUUCAUGUCUGCCGAGAUGCGUAUGGCGGUACGUGAAGUUGCAAAGUAUUUUCCGACAUCUAUAGUCAGCGGUAGGAGCCGAGAAAAGGUUAAAGAAUUUGUACAGUUAAGCAAUGUGUAUUAUGCCGGGAGCCAUGGGCUGGACAUAUUGGCGCCACCCAGAGCGGAUAAAAAGGUGAAUGAAGGUGCCUUUCAACCUGCAAAAUUAUAUUUACCUGCAAUUCAAGAGAUAUCAAUAGAGUUGGAAGACACAAUUAGAGAUAUACAAGGUGCUAGGCUAGAGGAUAACAAGUUCUGCAUCUCUGUGCAUUAUAGGCAAGUUCAACCAAAGGACCGUGAAACUCUGAAGGAGAGGGUGAAAUCUCUAGUUGAAAAUCGCCUCGAAUUUCGUCUCACCGAGGGUAAAAUGGUUUUAGAAGUGCGACCGUCGAUAGAGUGGAACAAAGGUGACGCCCUGAAUUAUUUACUUGAUGUUUUAGGAUUCAGCAAUGCCAAAGAUGUUCUCCCAUUGUACAUCGGAGACGAUCGAACCGAUGAAGAUGCAUUCAAGGUCAUAGCAGGUAGACGUGAAGGGUUUCCAAUAAUAGUUUCUUCCAUUCCAAGAGACACCAUAGCUUGGUACUCCCUCCGCGAUCCGUCCGAGGUAUUAGCUUUCCUAUUACGACUCGCCAAAUGGAAGAAAUCAGAGACUUCCAUCUUCAAGUAGAUUCAUCAAUGGUUCCUUUAUAUAACAUAAUAUAUAUAUAUAUAGUUAGUAGAAAAGGGUCUUUGAAUGGAUGGAUAUUCAUCACUUUAGGUGUUUUUUUGUUGUU
Hibiscus syriacus is the source of this 1111-nucleotide messenger RNA. RefSeq names its product probable trehalose-phosphate phosphatase D. Gene Ontology annotation, molecular function: trehalose-phosphatase activity. Gene Ontology annotation, biological process: trehalose biosynthetic process. The transcript has 6 exons. Lineage: Eukaryota; Viridiplantae; Streptophyta; Magnoliopsida; Malvales; Malvaceae. The record is from RefSeq and is a predicted model, not a curated record. Bases 1 to 1005 code for a protein of 334 amino acids.